AUGAGCACGGUUGGAGCAGCCCACAACGUGACCGUUUUAGGGUCGGGAGAGACCACGGUGGUCCUCGGUCAUGGGUUCGGCACAGACCAGUCGGUUUGGAGGCACCUGGUCCCGUACCUGGUGGACGAGUACAAGGUCCUACUCUACGACAACAUGGGCGCCGGGACCACCAAUCCCGAUUACUUCGAUUUCGAACGCUACGCCACCUUGGAAGGCUAUACUUACGACCUCAUCGCCAUCUUAGACGAGUUCCAAGUCAGCAGCUGCAUUUACGUCGGCCACUCCAUGUCCGCCAUGGCUGCCGUUGUCGCAUCCAUUUUCCGGCCGGACUUGUUUCGUAAGAUUGUCAUGAUUUCCUCGACCCCAAGGCUGUCGAACACGAAAGACUACUAUGGUGGUUUUGAGCAGCAUGAGCUGGAUGAGUUGAGCGCAGCCGUGGAGCACAACUACAAGGCGAUGGCAUCGGGGUAUGCACCGCUGAUCGUUGGUGGGGACCUGGAAUCGAGUGCAAUUCAGGAGUUCAGCCGGACACUGUUCAACGUGCGGCCAGACAUAGGGCUCAGCGUGUGCCGUAUGUUGAAUAGUUUCGACCUAAGACCUUACCUCAGCCAAGUCACCGUCCCGUGCCACAUCAUACAGAGCUCCAAGGACACGAUGGUGCCUGUAGUGAUGGGGGAAUACCUCCGCCGGAGGCUGGGUGGGAAGACGGUUGUGGAGGUGCUGCCCACCGAAGGCCACCUGCCACACCUCAGCGCACCGGAGAUCACCAUCCCGGCGCUGGUCCGCCACAUACGGCAGGACAUUGCGGACGAGUGA
This is a messenger RNA of Striga hermonthica, 816 nucleotides long. NCBI's taxonomy places the organism in Eukaryota, Viridiplantae, Streptophyta, Magnoliopsida, Lamiales, Orobanchaceae. The record is from the annotation of a GenBank genome assembly.